AUGGAUGCCUCUACAAGUGAGACGGAGACGUUCACCGUCGACGAACAGACCAAAAAGCACGUUCCACUAUACCACCCCAAUAAAUCCUCCAAGACCAAAGUUUCUUACCACUACAAUCCAGAAGUGGCAAACUACCACUACGGCACUUUACACCCAAUGAAGCCUUUCCGACUAAUGUUAACUGAUCACUUGGUGAGUACGUACAAGCUUCAUGAAAAAAUGGACUUGUACACGCCAAGGAAAGCUACACAGGAAGAGUUGUUGCAAUUCCAUUCUGAAGAUUACAUCGACUUUCUUCAGUCAGUGACUCCAGAAACGGUGAAAACAUUAAGUGAUCAAACAUUGGCAAAAUUCAAUAUAGGUGACGAUUGUCCUGUUUUUGACGGAAUGUUUGAUUACUCGUCCAUUUAUGCUGGGGCAUCUUUAGAUGCAUCGAGGAAAAUUCUUGCAGGCAUGGCCGACAUCGCAAUAAAUUGGUCUGGAGGACUACAUCACGCCAAAAAGUUUGAACCAAGCGGAUUCUGCUACAUAAAUGAUAUAGUCUUGUGCAUCAUAAAUCUAUUGAGAAUACAUCCAAGAGUAUUGUACGUAGAUAUCGAUUUACAUCAUGGGGAUGGAGUCCAAGAGGCAUUUUACACAACCGAUAGAGUAAUGACGGUUAGUUUCCACAAAUAUGAUGGUGAAUUUUUCCCUGGGACUGGUUCAGGUGAUGAAGCUGGUAUAGGCAAAGGUAAGAAUUUUGCCAUUAAUGUGCCAUUGAGAGAUGGGAUUGAUGAUGAAUCGUAUGUGGCAUUGUUUAAGCUGAUUAUGCAAGUUGUGAUGCCCAAGUUCCAACCUUCUAUCAUUGUUGCACAAUGUGGUGCAGAUUCCUUAGGUGGUGACCGUUUAGGGAGAUUUAACUUGUCCUUGAAAGGACAUGGUAAUUGUUUAAAUUUUCUCAAGAGCUUUGGAAUACCGAUGGUGGUUUUGGGAGGUGGAGGAUAUACACCCAAAAACGUUUCAAGAUUGUGGUGUUACGAGACGGCGGUUUUAACUGACACAACAUUGAAUGGGAAAAUUCCAAACUACGGGGGUACUUCUCAAUGGUUUGGUGACGAGGGACUUCAUCCCGAGUUAACGGGGAAGAUUGAAAACAAAAACACAAAGAGGUAUUUGGAAAGUGUACUACAGAACAGCCUCGAGCAUCUUAGAUACUUGGACUAUGCUCCAUCUGUUCAAAUGUAUGAAAUACCUCCCGAGCUCUAA
Molecule: messenger RNA, 1245 nt
Organism: Lodderomyces orthopsilosis Co 90-125
Lineage: Eukaryota; Fungi; Ascomycota; Pichiomycetes; Serinales; Debaryomycetaceae
Gene: HOS2
Product: histone deacetylase
Exons: 1
Coding region: 1-1245 (414 amino acids)
Molecular function (GO): histone deacetylase activity
Source: RefSeq, a predicted model, not a curated record